AUGGCAGCAGCUCGUGCCAUGCUAGAUGACAUCCAUCAACCUCUGCCCACCCAUGCGGAUGACGCCAACACUUACGUACUGGGAAGCAUCAAGCAACAGCGGGUCGUCAUUGCGUGUUUACCAGCAGAAAAAUAUGGAACAAAUAGCGCGGCAACUGUAAUUACCAACAUGAAACGAUCUUUCCCAGCUAUUCGUGCCAGUUUGAUGGUCGGGAUCGGUGGUGGUGUUCCAAGCAAGUCCGAUAUUCAUCUGGGUGAUGUCGUCGUCGGAAUAAGGGUGAUGCAGUAUGAUCUUGGAAAAAUCGUUGGAGAUGGAAAGUUCCAGCGAACAGCGAUACCUAGAGCUCCUGAUAUGUUGCUCGGAACAGCUGUGUCUGCGCUUCGGGCGAAACAUGAGUUGGGACCGAGUCGAAUCCCGUCUAUCCUACAGCACAGGCUGGAAACAAACGUUGUGUAUGGCCGUCCGCAGGCACCAGACCGUCUUUUUCUAGCGACAUACGACCACGCAUCCCGGCUAUCCGCUAGCUGCGAUGAAUGUGAUCAUUCAAAGCUCGUGCCACGAAGCGAACGGAGGCCGAACGAUAUAGUGAUUCACUACGGUGCAAUCGCUUCAGGAAAUCAAGUUAUGAGACAUGGGGUCACUCGGGAUAAUGUUGCUCGAGAACUUGACGUGAUCUGUUUCGAAAUGGAGACAGCUGGCUUAAUGGAUAUUCUCCCUUGUCUUCCAAUUCGAGGGAUCUGCGAUUACUCUGAUUCCCAUAGGAACAAAGAGUGGCAACGAUAUGCCGCAGCGACUGCGGCUGCAUAUGCCAGAGAAUUGAUCGAGGAGAUACCCAUCACUGAGACACACGUGAAAGUGAAUUACAUACGGGAAACUUAUGAGUCGCUGUCAUCUGAACGUCGGCAGUGCUUACUAAAAUCCCUCGGAUUUGAGCAAAUUGACUCCCGUAAAUUGACCAUCAAAGCCGCGCACGCCAAAACAUGUCGGUGGCUUCUGAGCCAUCCGAGUUACGAAGAAUGGCUCAAUCCCGCGAAACUCAUACAACAUCAUGGCUUUCUGUGGAUAAGUGGUAAACCAGGCGCCGGCAAAUCGACAAUCAUGAAGUUUGCCUAUUUGAAUCUCAAACGCAAGCCCCACUAUACAAAUGCUGUUACGGCGUCCUUUUUCUUCAAUGCUCGAGGCGAGAGCUUGGAGAAGACGAUCAGUGGGAUGUAUCGAUCGUUGCUGCUACAGCUACUCGAAGGGUAUCCUGACCUGCAGACAGUUCUAGAUGAUUCGGAAAUUGUGUCUCAAACUCAACGCGGUUGCCCACCUCUGAAUGUUUUGAAGGAACUCUUUUACAAUGCUGUUUCCGCCUUGGGCAACCGCUUAUUCACUUGUUUCGUCGAUGCUCUUGAUGAGUGUGAUGAGCAGCAAGUUGUGGAUAUGGUCCAGUGCUUUGAAGAUCUGGCAGAACAAUCCACAGCUAAAGGAGUCGCGUUCCGAGUCUGUUUUUCUAGUCGGCAUUAUCCCUAUAUCGUCAUUCAACGAGGGAUUCGACUUACGUUAGAGGAUCAGCCAGGACAUACGGAAGACUUGUCAGCCUACGUCGCAUCCCGUCUUAUAGUUACAGAUGUUGCUCUGAAGGAGGAGCUACGAUCUAAACUUAUCAAGAAAGCUGCCGGGGUCUUUAUGUGGGUAGUUUUGGUCGUUGAUAUGCUCAACAAGGAGCACCGGCGAGGUGGAUGGUCUCUUAGGAGGAGACUCGCAGAACUACCCAGCGAUUUAAGCGAGCUGUUCAAAAAUAUCCUUAACCGUGACAAAGAAAAUACGGAGGCUCUGAAGCUUUGUGUCGUCUGGGUUCUCUAUGCAGAACGACCUUUGCAGCCAGAUGAGUUUUAUCAUGCUCUGUGGUCAGGUUUAUCACUGAAGGGUCUAGUUGACAACCAAAUUCCGGAUGUCGCUGCCCCUGACCCUAGCGAGUGUCAGGACAAAUUCAAGAGAUAUAUCAUUAGCUCCUCAAAAGGACUUGCUGAGACUACAAAAGCCAAACAGCCAACGGUUCAAUUCAUACAUGAAUCCGUUCGAGAUUUCCUGGUCAAAGAGAAGGGCUUACAAGAAAUGUGGCCCGAAAUCGGAUAUGAUAGUGCGAGCCCAAGCCAUGAGACGCUAAAGCAAUGUUGCAGCGUUUAUCUGAACCAUAGCCUAGUGCGCCAAUCUGUGAACAGAUUGCCAUCGAAGCCCAGUUCGAGUAUACAAUCGGACAUCUCACAACGGUAUCCAUUCCUGCAGUACGCCACUCAGCACAUUCUCCACCAUGCCAACGCCGCCGCGAAAGUGUGCCCUCAAGACAAAUUUCUUUCUGCAUUUACCGUCGCUGACUGGAUUGUCGUCAACAAUCUUUUCGAGAAAUUCAAAAUUCGAAGAUAUACUGCAAACGCAAGUUGUUUUUACAUUUUCGCAGAGAAAGGACUAUCUGAGCUCAUUCGUACGAUGGCCCAGGAAGACCCACAAGUUUAUAUGCCCUGGGAGAAAUACAAGUAUCCGCUUUUCGCUGCUUUGGCCAGUGGCAGUAGAGACACCGUCGCUGCUGUCUUAGACUUGCCCUCAACCAUCCGCAACGGAGUCAACAUCAUUGAGGGUAUUGAGUCCAAGAAAGAUUUCAAAGGAUACGAAAGUCGAACACCCCUUUCUUGGGCUGCCGAAAAUGGUUAUACAGAAAUUGUCAAGCUACUGCAAACAGACCAAACCAUCAAUCAAAUGGAUAGGUUGGGGCAUACUCCGCUUCACUGGGCCUCCAUAAAGGGCAAAGAAGCGGUAGCCAGGCUUCUCAUUGACAAAGGGGCAGAUAUCGAUGCUAGUGACAAGAACGGAUGUACAUCGCUUCACUUGGCCUCCAUAAAUGGCAAUGAGGCAAUAGCGAGGCUUCUUAUCGAGAGAGGAGCAGACAUCCAUGCUGGCGACAAGAACGGAUAUACAUCGCUUCGCUGGGCCUUCAGAAAUGAUCAUGAGGGAGUAGCGAGGCUCCUCAUUGAGAGAGGAGCAGAUGUCAAUACCAGCGACAAGUAUGGGGAGACAUUACUUCACUGGGCCUUCAGAAAUGAUCAUGAGGGAGUAGCGAGGCUCCUCAUUGAGAGAGGAGCAGAUGUCAAUACCAGCGACAAGUAUGGGGAGACAUUACUUCACUGGGCCUUCAGAAAUGAUCAUGAGGGAGUAGCGAGGCUCCUCAUUGAGAGAGGAGCAGAUGUCAAUACCAGCGACAAGUAUGGGGAGACAUCACUUCACUGGGCCUCCAGAAAUGGCAAAGAGGCUAUAGCGAGGCUUCUCAUCGAGAGUGGAGCAGACAUCCACGCUAGCGACAAGGACGGAGGGACAUCGCUUCACUGGGCCUCCAGAAAUGGUCAUGAGGCAAUAGCGAGGCUUCUCAUCGAGAGUGGAGCAGGCAUCCAUGCUGGCGACAAGGACGGAGAGACAUCGCUUCACUGGGCCUGCAGAAAUGGUCGCGAGGCAAUAGCGAGGCUUCUCAUCGAGAGUGGAGCAGACAUCCAUGCUGGCGACAAGGACGGAGUGACAUCGCUUCAUUGGGCCUACAGAAAUGGUCGCGAGGCAAUAGCGAGGCUUCUCAUCGAGAGUGGAGCAGACAUCCAUGCUGGCGACAAGGACGGACGACAAGGACGGAGGGACAUCGCUUCACUGGGGGCCUGCAGAAAUAGUCAUGCGGGACUGGCCGGGCUUCUCAUCAAAAAAGGAGAAGUCCACGCCAGCGACAAGAAUGGAUGGAUAUCGCUUCACUGGGCCUCAAUCAACGGCCACGAGGUGACAGUGAGGCUCCUUCUCGAAAGUGAACCCGAAAUCAACACUAGUGACAUCAACGGCUGCACACCCCUCCAAAAGGUGUCUAUGAAUGGUAAUCAAAUAAUAGUGAGACUUCUUAUUGAGAAAGGAGCGGACAUCAACAGCGGCGUCACUGGAUUGACAUCGCUUUACUGGGCUUCAAUGAAAGGCCACAAGGAAGUGGUGAAUCUUCUUCUCGAUAGUGGAGCAAUGGUCGACACUGGCGUUGAUGCAUGGACAACCCUCCAACAGGCUGUGCUAAAUGAUCAAAAGGCAGUGACGAGGCUUCUGAUCGAAAAGGAGCAGAAGUCAACACUAGUGACGGAGAUGGAUGGGGACCCCUUCAUUGGGCCUCAAUGA
Penicillium argentinense is the source of this 4173-nucleotide messenger RNA. RefSeq names its product Pfs NACHT and ankyrin domain protein. The coding region runs from base 1 to 4173 and encodes 1390 amino acids. The transcript is spliced from 3 exons. Gene Ontology annotation, molecular function: catalytic activity; protein binding. The record is from RefSeq and is a predicted model, not a curated record. NCBI's taxonomy places the organism in Eukaryota, Fungi, Ascomycota, Eurotiomycetes, Eurotiales, Aspergillaceae. Gene Ontology annotation, biological process: nucleoside metabolic process.